GCAGGCCACGUGUGUAAACUCUUCCUGAACCUGUUGCUUCUUCCGGAGCCAGACUAGAGGAAGGACGGGUGCAAGGCCAGAGGAUUGGGACAUCAGCCAACGGCUGACCUCCGCCAGCCCAGCCCUCCCACCGACGCCCACUGCACCGCAGCUCCGGAGAAGCAGCAGGUCCUGGUGCACCAUGAUUUCACCAUUCUUAGUACUGGCCAUUGGCGUCUGUCUUUCCAACGCCCUGGUGCCAGAGAAGGAGAAGGACCCCAAGUACUGGCGGGACCAAGCCCAGCAGACCCUGAAAAAUGCCCUGGGGCUCCAGAAGCUCAACACCAAGGUGGCCAAGAACGUCAUCAUGUUCCUGGGAGACGGGAUGGGUGUGUCCACGGUGACAGCCGCCCGCAUCCUAAAGGGUCAGCUCCACCACAACCCUGGGGAGGAGACCAGGCUGGAGAUGGACAAGUUCCCCUUCGUUGCCCUCUCCAAGACCUACAACACCAACGCGCAGGUCCCCGACAGUGCGGGCACCGCCACCGCCUACCUGUGUGGCGUGAAGGCCAAUGAGGGCACCGUGGGGGUGAGCGCGGCGACCCAGCGCUCCCAGUGCAACACCACGCAGGGCAAUGAGGUCACCUCCAUCCUGCGCUGGGCCAAGGAUGCCGGGAAAGCCGUGGGCAUUGUGACCACCACGAGAGUGAACCACGCCACUCCCAGUGCCGCCUAUGCCCACUCAGCUGACCGGGACUGGUACUCGGACAACGAGAUGCCCCCGGAGGCCCUGAGCCAGGGUUGCAAGGACAUCGCCUAUCAGCUCAUGCACAACAUCAGGAACAUUGACGUGAUCAUGGGUGGCGGCCGCAAAUAUAUGUAUCCCAAAAAUAGAACCGACGUGGAGUAUGAGGUCGACGAGAAGGCCAGGGGCACGAGACUGGAUGGCCUGGACCUCGUGGACAUCUGGAGGAGCUUCAAGCCCAGGCACAAGCACUCCCACUUUGUCUGGAACCGCACCGAACUCCUGGCCCUUGACCCCUACACUGUGGACUACCUCUUGGGUCUCUUUGAGCCGGGGGACAUGCAGUACGAGCUGAACAGGAACAACGUCACCGACCCGUCGCUCUCCGAGAUGGUGGAGGUGGCCAUCAAGAUCCUGAAGAAGAACCCCCGAGGCUUCUUCCUGCUGGUGGAAGGAGGCAGGAUUGACCACGGACACCAUGAGGGCAAGGCCAAGCAGGCACUACAUGAGGCCGUGGAGAUGGACCGGGCCAUCGGAAAGGCCGGCACCAUGACCUCUCUGGAAGACACCCUGACCGUGGUCACCGCUGACCACUCCCACGUGUUCACCUUCGGAGGAUACACGCCCCGUGGCAACUCCAUCUUUGGCCUGGCCCCCAUGGUGAGCGACACGGACAAGAAACCCUUCACUGCCAUCCUGUAUGGCAACGGGCCAGGCUACAAGGUGGUCGGCGGCGAGCGAGAGAACGUCUCCAUGGUGGACUACGCUCACAACAACUACCAGGCCCAGUCCGCUGUGCCCCUGCGCCAUGAGACCCACGGCGGGGAGGAUGUGGCCGUCUUCGCCAAGGGCCCCAUGGCGCACCUGCUGCAUGGUGUCCACGAGCAGAACUACAUCCCUCACGUGAUGGCUUACGCGGCCUGCAUCGGCGCCAACCUGGACCACUGUGCCCGGGCCAGCUCUGCCGGCAGCCUUGCCCCGGGCGCCCUGCUCCUCCUGCUGACCCUCCUCCCCCUGAGCGUCCUGUUCUGAGGGCCCGAGGCCCGGGCACCCACAAGCCCAGGACAGUUGCAGCCUCCUCUCUCGGUGCUGCCCACUGCCCGACAGCCCACACCUCAGGGGGCGGGGAGGCCGAGGCCACUGCUGCCUCUGCACCUGCCAGAAAGGGGACCCAGGAACCAAAGUCUGCUGCCCAGCUCACUCCCUUCUGGAAUCCUCUGCGGGGCCAGUGCCUGGCCUCCUGCCUCCCCUCCCUCUCCUCUGCCCUUUGGCCAACAGGGUAGGUUUCUCUUGGACAGGCAGAGAGCACAGACUGCAGAAAUGCCCAAAGCAUCUUAUUUUUCUAGCAAAUAUACUUCUUCAGGCCCAGAAGCCCUGCGGCCUCCACGGAACAUUCCGGAUCCGACCUCCCACUCCCCUCUCCUUCCCUCUGGAACUCACCGGGCCCUGUCAUGCUCAUGGCCCUGUGCCCAAGCCCAGCCCCCGGCCCCGCAGGGGUGUCCAAGGCUCCCGCCAAGGCUGCCCAGGGCUCCCAGGAAACCGCCUCCUGGGACUGGCGUCCAACCCAGGGGGGCCAGGCUGGAAGAGCCACCCACUGGGGCACCCACGCCCAGCCGCAAACAUACGGGCCAGCUCCUCUCUGAAGCGACUCUCCUGUUUGGAACGGCAAAAAAAAAAAAAAGAAAAAAAAUUCUCUCUUUGGUGCUGGUUCAAAGGGAACAACAAAACAUUUAAAUAAAACUUUCCAAAUAUU
Molecule: messenger RNA, 2477 nt
Organism: Lepus europaeus (European hare)
Lineage: Eukaryota; Metazoa; Chordata; Mammalia; Lagomorpha; Leporidae
Gene: ALPL
Product: alkaline phosphatase, biomineralization associated
Exons: 12
Coding region: 182-1756 (524 amino acids)
Biological process (GO): dephosphorylation
Cellular component (GO): plasma membrane
Molecular function (GO): alkaline phosphatase activity
Source: RefSeq, a predicted model, not a curated record